GUCAUCCCAGCAAAACAGUGUCGAUCUGUCGCGGUGUUUUGAUUCGAUGUGAGAAAUUGUGGGCGAAAUUUCCUUUAAAUUUCUCAAAACACAAUAGGUCAAAUUGACCUCCCAGCACCAGCCAUGGGAACGGAAUCCUGGGACACCUUGCGAAAGCAAGCCCGUCACCUGGAGAACGACAUCGACCUGAAGCUGAUCGCUUUCAACAAGGUCGGAGCGGCGGCACCGGCUCCGGCCGCUGGAUCUUCCGACACGGCACCCCUUUUGGGCGACCACGUCUUUGAGUCGCUGUCGCUGGAGAUUGAACAGAUGCUGGACAAACUGUCCGGGCUGAACGAGAAGAUGGCCGAGAUUCCGGGGACCGGUGCGGCCGUCAUGCACGUCUUGCAACGGCACCGGGAGAUUCUGCACGGCUAUCGGCAGGAAUUUCUCAAAAUACAAGCAAAUCACACCACACGGAUGGAGCGGGAAGAACUGCUGCGGGGCUCCGGGUUGGGACCGUCGAUGAGUUCACCGUCCACGUCCGGACUUAGCCGGAGGGACAUGUAUCUGAAGGAGAACACACAUUUGCACAAUUCCAGCUCGAUGGUCAACGACCAGAUUAGCAUCGCGAUGGAGACCAAGGAGCACCUGACGAGCCAGCGGCAGCACAUGAAGCGCUUCCAGACGCGAAUGCACGACAUCUCGCACCGGUUUCCGCUGAUAUCGAGCCUGGUCCAGCGGAUCAACAUCCGGAAGCGGCGCGAGUCGCUCAUCCUCGGCGGCGUCAUCGCGGUCUGUACGAUUCUGCUGCUGAUGUACGCGUUCCACUGAUCAACAACGACACUCCUGUGACAAGAGAUAGAUCGACCGGCCAGAGAAGAGAUGGACACGUUUUUGAAACGAAAGAACGGAAGCAGCUCUGGCGCAAUAAUUAUUUAAAGUUUUUAUUUUCAUUGUUCAACCGCUACCGUUAGAUAGGAGAGCUGAAAGUUAUUUAAAAGAAACAAAAAUGGGCAUGUAUCAGAACACACGGUUAUUUAUCCUGGAAGAUUAAUAAAACAGUAGUCGCAAUUGACGGCAUUUGUGAUAAAGAA
Culex pipiens pallens (northern house mosquito) is the source of this 1076-nucleotide messenger RNA. RefSeq names its product Golgi SNAP receptor complex member 1 (gene Gos28). Gene Ontology annotation, cellular component: SNARE complex; Golgi medial cisterna; Golgi membrane. The coding region runs from base 124 to 813 and encodes 229 amino acids. Gene Ontology annotation, biological process: endoplasmic reticulum to Golgi vesicle-mediated transport; vesicle fusion. The record is from RefSeq and is a predicted model, not a curated record. The transcript has 4 exons. Lineage: Eukaryota; Metazoa; Arthropoda; Insecta; Diptera; Culicidae. Gene Ontology annotation, molecular function: SNAP receptor activity.